Molecule: messenger RNA, 1759 nt
Organism: Paramecium tetraurelia
Lineage: Eukaryota; Ciliophora; Oligohymenophorea; Peniculida; Parameciidae
Exons: 8
Biological process (GO): endocytosis
Cellular component (GO): endosome; plasma membrane; clathrin vesicle coat
Molecular function (GO): phospholipid binding; clathrin binding
Source: RefSeq, a predicted model, not a curated record
AUGAAUUUGCAAGCCAUCAAGGAAGCAGCUUAAUAACUCAAGGAUAAGCUUACCAAAUCUCCAUUAGAGUAGACGUUGUCUGAGGCAACUUCCAACGAGAAUUGGAAUACACCUACUAAAUUGCUAUAAGAAGUAGCGGAGGCUUCAUACGGAUACACUUCUUGCGAUACAAUAAUGAAAUUCAUAUGGAAGCGUCUUGAUUCGGAUAAUAAAGAAUGGCGUCGGAUUUUGAAAACUUUAAACAUGAUAGAGUAUUUAACAAAGAAUGGAGCACCUCGUUGUGUUGGAGAAUUCAGAGACAAUAUUUACAAAAUCAGAAGUUUCUCAGAUUUCUUUUUGGUUGAACAAGGCUCUGAUAAAGGACUCUCAAUUCGUGACAAGACAAAACAAUUGGUUGAUUUGUUGAGCAACGAAAAGUUGAUUGAAGAAGAAAGAGAGAGUGCCAAAAAGAUACGAGAACGUUUAGCAGCUGCUGGAGGUGUUGGAGCUAUUGGAAGUAACACAUCUUAUUAAGGUUAUGGAAGUAGUUCAUAUGAAGGAAAUAAGCCGAAAAAUUAUGGAUAAGAAUCCAAUCAAUCAUAGUCAACAAAUUAUUCAUCAAGUUAUGGCGGUUUAGAGAGUGGAGGAGGAUUAGACAAAUACAAAGGUUCAUCUAAUAAUAAUGCAAAUCUUAAUAAUAACACUAGUAAUGCUAAUGCUAACAACAAUAAUGCCAGUAAUAAUACUAAUAAUAAUGCUAAUAUAAGUUUUAAUGGAAUAUAAUGGGCUGCUCCUUAACAAUAAUAAGCAACUGCAGCACCAUUUUCUGAGCCCAUAAUGAAAUUGGCUAAACCUGGUGAAAAGUGGGAUGUUCCAGGACCUAAAUCUUAAUAACCCUAAUAACAAUAACAAUAACAAUAACAACAAUAAUAAUAAUAAUAAACAAAUUUAUUUGACAUUUUUGAUGCUCCAUAAUAAGUCCCUUAAUAAGUACCUUAAUAAUAACAUUAAAUUGCAUAACCUUUAUAACCACCUCCAUCACAAUAAUAGAAUAAUCAAAAUGAAUGGGGAUAAUUCUAAAAAGCUACUCCAAUCAGCAAUCCUAUUCCGUAAGCUUAAAUUCAACAAAAAGCAUAAACUAAUUUAUUGCCUAAUGAUAUUUUUGUUCCAGCUGCAGCAUAACAAUAGUAAUAAAAUGUUCCUUUUGGAUAAUACCAGCCUCCUCAACAAACCAAUUAGCAACUCUAUUAUUAAUAAUCUUAAUAACAAUAAUAAUAUUAACAACCUUAAGCCUAAUAAAACAUAUAAAAUUUAUACCCAUUGUAAUAGCAAUAAAAUUAAAAUUCAACUAAUUUGUACUAAAAUUAUUAAAUAAAUAAUUAUUAACAACAACCAAAUCUCAACUAUGCUAAACCAUAAGCUGCUGCAUAUUCACCUUAAGUUAAUAUAUAAGUUAACAACAAUCAACCAAAAGAAUAAUAUGAUGAAUAUUAUUUUGGGGAAUUUGUUUCUGCCAGUCAACCAAAGAACACUAAUAAUUAAACAGAUUUGUUAGGCAUGAUCGAUUUGAAAAAAGAAAAGCAAGAAUUAGAAUAGAAAAAAUAGAUUCCAAUAGCUACUUAAUCAAAUUAAUAGACUUAGUUGUAUGCAUCUUAAGCUGAAUUGGAUGGAUUCUAAUUUAAUUAUCAGAACAAAGCACCAGUUUAUGGAUCAUAUUAAUACCAAUAAAGCAGAUGAUUUAUAAUAAACAUAUAUAUGAUAUAAUUUGAUAACUAUUAAA